Daktulosphaira vitifoliae (grape phylloxera) is the source of this 9230-nucleotide messenger RNA. RefSeq names its product E3 ubiquitin-protein ligase UBR5 (gene hyd). The coding region runs from base 194 to 9007 and encodes 2937 amino acids. Gene Ontology annotation, biological process: DNA damage response; regulation of double-strand break repair; protein polyubiquitination. Gene Ontology annotation, cellular component: nucleus. Lineage: Eukaryota; Metazoa; Arthropoda; Insecta; Hemiptera; Phylloxeridae. The transcript is spliced from 43 exons. Gene Ontology annotation, molecular function: ubiquitin binding; zinc ion binding; ubiquitin-protein transferase activity. The record is from RefSeq and is a predicted model, not a curated record.
AAAAAUGGCGAUAGUAUAUCUCGUUCAUUGAACGUGUUUGCUUUAUCCUAUGCUUUGUGUGUUUCUAAAUAACUCAUUUAAUUAUAAUUUUAAUUUUGUGAUAUUUAGGUUUAUAAUUUGUUUUAAAAACAAAAUAUUUUUUGUUGAUUAAUCUAUGUUCAUGAAUACCACAAAAUAUUUUUCAGGAUAACAAAUGUCGUCCUUGCAAUUUAUUGUGCAUCCGGCUCCUGGGACUGAUGAUCAAUUGAAUGAUAGAUUUAAAGAAAUAUCAGAGCGAAUUAACCGAAAUAAUUCAGGCAAUAGUUCAUUUCUAUCUAGCAUUAAGUCUCCUAUCAAACAAAUAGUAGUUGGACCACACCACAUUGGCUUAUUAUUUGAAGAUGGAAGAGUGGCACGUAUUGCAUUCUCUGUACUCGCAGAUCGGUUGGAUUUAUCUAGAGCUACUGGAGAUACAAGUAAAAUCACUUCCAAAUCUAGUAAUGGUGGAAAUAAUAGUGGAAGUGGAGCUGGAGGAGGUAGUAGUUUAAGUUCUGCCACACGACAUUUAACUAGAAGAGCACGUAUCAUGAGAUCUGGAACUUUUCGUGGAACAUCAAGAUCAUCUGGCAGUGGUGUAAUAAUGAGUAGUAGCUCUUCAAGUGGAAGACCUGUGAUGCCUGCACAGUUCGUACCUGAAGAACUUGUAGCACAAGCACAGGUUGUAUUGCAAGGAAAAAGUCGAAAUUUAAUAAUACGAGAAUUACAGAGAACAAAUUUAGAUGUGAAUUUAGCUGUUAAUAAUCUUUUGUCUCGAGAUGAUGAAGAAGGUGAUGGGGAAGGAAGUGAUGAAGUUGGAGGUGGUCCAAGUGGAGAUUCCUAUGUUCCUGAAGACUUGAUGUCUUUAUUAGAUGGAGGAGGUUUUCACUCAGAUCAUUCAGUUAUCAUUGAUGCUGAUGCAAUUUUUUCUGAAGAUAUGUUCUCAUACUCAUCCUCAUCUAGAAGACCCGUAUUGACAUUUCGUAGGAGUGGUGCUCGACGAUUAGGCGAACGGGACCGUGUCAAUAAUAGUGACAAUUCUGGUGAUCGUAAUCUUGGAUCAAGUGAUAGAGAUAGUUUUACAAGAUGGAGAGACCGUCAUUGUUAUGGACAACAACAACAUAGACAAAGGCAACAACAAUGGUUAGAAGGAGCAUUAAGAGAUUCAGCUUGGGAUAAAGAUGCAGAAUCUAAAAAGAAAGAAUCUAGUGUGGGAACAUUUGAAUAUUCGGCUGAUUUGAAAAAAAAAGAAAAUAGCACUGGGAAUCCAUUAUGGUUAUCAGAUGAAAUAGAAUACUGGCCAGACUCUAAUGUGAAAUUUUUGCAAAUUGCUGCUAUUCAUUCAGAACUUAUUGCCCUUUCAUUUGGUGGACAACUGUAUCAGUGGAAAUGGGAUGAUGCUGACCCAUAUAAAUCAUUAGAUAGUAAUAUUCAUCAUCCAAAAACUAGUGCACUUGGCUUGAUUAACGAAAAGGUAGUUCUUCUUUCUGGAACUAUUGUACGUGUUUCUGUUGUAACAGAAUCAAACAAAGUAGCUACUUGGAUGGAUGAAAGCCUUACUCAUGCUGCUACUGCCUCAAAACUUGAACAUCCAGCUCAACUUUACACUGAAUUUGUUGUUGAUCAUAUUAUUUCUAUACAUACUUGUCCACUUUACACUUUAGUCCGCUUAGAAAGUGGAGCCUUGUAUUGGUGGGGAGUUCUACCAUUUAAUCAAAGACGUAAAAUAUGGGAUAAAUAUCGAACAAAAGCAAGAAAACAGAAAAGUAGUAACUUAAAUUCUGAUAUCAUAGUUGGUAGUCAAGUGUGUAUGAAAAAUAGCCCAUUAUACCAACCAGGAGCUAUAGGUAUAACAUUAUAUGGGGGUGAGCCUAAAAUUGGUCAAUUAUUAAAUUCAGCCUGGACCUAUGCUGAUGUAUGUAGAUUUCAAAUUUUAACUUCGCCUCAAAUUUUUCAAUCUCAGAAUAUUAAUAAUGCAGCUAAAUUUAAUAAUUUAGUUGACAAAACUAAAGAGACUGCUGAUAGAAUUGAUAUGCCACCUCCUCCUUCACCAGCAUCGAGUACUUGUAGUGAUGCUGGAAAUUCUGUUCAAAGUUCAAAGAGAACCAAGAGAGUUACUGUGAAAGGUCCUGAAGAUGACAAAAAUAUGGAAGAAGAUUGGCCAUUAAAAGAUGUCAUAUUUGUCGAAGACCAAAAGAGUUUACCAAUCGGUCGAGUUGUUCAUGUAGAUGGUUCAUAUGCUGCUGUUAAAUUCCCUUGUGCAUCAAAAGAAAAUAUUUCUGGAGUCUUAUCUAAAGAUAAAGAUAGUGCUUCAUCAGCUAACGAUGAUAUUGUUUCUAAUAUUAUUAAAAUGUUAGAUCAGCAUGAAGUUAGAUUAAUGAAAAAAGAUGAUCUACAGGUUUGUAAAGUAGCUGUUGCAAGUAAAGUACCUGAUUGUUUUCAAAGAACUCCAAGAAGAAUAAAUAUUCCUUCAGAUAAUGGAAAUCAAAUUUUAACAUUAACAGUUGAUGGACAAGGAAUUCAUGCAAUUGUUAAAAAUGGUUCAAAAAUAAGUUAUGUUAAAUUUAAUAUAACAAGUGGUAAAAUAGAACAAGAUAGUCCAUUUCCAGUAGAUUCUACUGCUAUAGUUGGUCUCAAUCCUGAUAACAUGCAAAUAUUAUGCACAGCUGAAAGUAAAGAUAACAUAUGUAUUUUAAGAGAUGGUAAUCGUACAAUUUAUCCAUUAGCAAAAGAUAGUACUGACUCUAUGCGAGAACCUCAGUGGUUAGAUUUAGGUCCUGUGCGGUGCAUUGGUAUUGGAUCACAUACAGUGAUGUCACCUUAUAUUAAAGCAGUUACUGCUAUAAUAGUUUUAGAUGUUGAACAGCAAAUUUUAAUGUCCCGAAUAUUAAAAUCUAAUUUUGAGUCAGUUAAAAUGCUAGUUCAACAGCUCACCAUUGAAAAUGAUAAUGGAGAACUUCUUUCACAAAUUUUGGCUGAAAGAUGUGAUGGUAACCGUAAUCUAUUUCAUGCUUGUGUAUCUGUAUGUGCACCUAUGUCCAAUAAAGAACAUGAUACUGAUAAUGAAAAUAUUUUGAAUCAGUCAAAUUCAAAUGUUGAUACUUUAAAUGUAAUUCAAAAAGCAUUUGGUGUUCGUUCAUCAUUUAGUUUGAGAGAAAUGAUGAGAAGAGCUUCAGCUGCUGUUAGAACUGGUUCUACAAACAAUUCAUCAGAUUCUGAGCCAAUGGAGAUGGCUGAAGAUGCUCAAAUACCCCCUGUAAAUGUGCCUGAACCUUGGCAAGAACCAGUUAAUGCAACAAUUCAACCACCUUCUGUUUUACCCAAUGAAGAUGAAGCAGUUCAAUCUGCACCAGCAAUAAAUCCAACAACUGAAAGGCGAAACAAUGCUUUAUCUAUAUUGAGGCUAUUAUGUGAAUCUAAUGUUUUUUCUCCAUAUCUUUUAGAUCUAUUAACAGCCAAAGAUGCCCAAGGAUUAACACCAUUUAUGUUAGCUAUUACUGUCAGAGCCUAUCCUGCUGCAUUAAUAUUGCUUGAUACUAUUCAUCGAGUGGUUUCUAAAGUAGUCAUACCACCUCCAGUGUUAGAAUUACAAGGUACAUCUUCUACCGAACAAGAAUAUGCUAUUAAAAAUGUUAUGAAUGCUUGGAGAUCAUCAACUGCUGGAGCUAGUCCUAGUUCGUCUACUAAUAAAAUGGCAUCGGAUUUGACAACACAACCCGUGCCUUCAUUUAAAAAUGCUACUAAUAACUUUGAGUUAACCCACCCAUGGACUAUAAAUUCUACUGGAUUACCACAACAACAACCCAGUGAUUUUUCUAAAGGAUUUUUUACAAUUCCACCACCUCCUCCACCACUCCCAUUGACAUCUUUAUAUAAGACACAUAUGUGGUAUACUGACAGGUCAAUGUUUGUUGAAAAUGAAAAAGAAAAAAUAUCUAAAGCAAAAGAAGUAUUAUCUUCAAUGAUUUAUCCUAGUGGAUCUAACCCAGAUUAUUGUCCAUUGCAUGUGCUUUGUUGUAAUGAUACUUGUAGUUUCACGUGGACUGGUGCAGAACAUAUUAAUCAGGAUAUAUUUGAAUGCCGCACUUGUGGUUUAACAGGUUCAUUAUGUUGCUGUACAGAAUGUGCUAGAGUCUGUCAUAGAGGACAUGAUUGCAAAUUAAAAAGAACAUCUCCUACAGCAUACUGUGACUGUUGGGAAAAAUGUCGUUGCAAAGCAUUAGUACAAGGUCACCAAGUUUCUAGAUUUCAACUAUUAAGUAGAUUAAUCAAUGAAACUGAUUUAGUCACUCAUUAUAAUUCGAGGGGGGAGAGCAUAUUGUUAUUUUUAGUACAAACUGUUGGGCGGCAGACAAAUGAACAAAGGCAAUAUAAUAGAUCUUCUAGGCAAAGAGCAGCAUCUAGAAAAACACCUUCAUCUGAUAUUGAAAUGGAUAUGCCAGAUCACGAUUUAGAACCACCUCGUUUUAGUAGAAAAGCUCUUGAAAGAUUAUUGAACGAUUGGCAUGCUGUUAAAGCUAUGAUUAUGUCUGGAGUUAAAAAUGAUGCUGAAAACAAAUCAUCUGAUCAACAAUGUUUAAAAAAUCAAUCUGGAACAACAUUUUUAGACAAAUUUAUGCACUGUUUACUUUUUAAAUGCAAUGCUGAUGUAUUAGCUAAUUCUAAUUUGAUGGUUGAUGCUAUAGUUGCAACUAUUGUUAAAGAACUUCACAAUCCUAUGUCUAAUUUAACUGAAGUCAAUAUGAUAGCGAGGCGUUUCAUUCGAUCUGUUAUACGAGUAUUUGUUGUUUAUAGUGUUGAGUUAGCACCUCAAAAUAAUAAACGGCGCAUGCUUGGAAAUUUAUCAUCUCCAUUUGCUCGCGCUCGGCGUAUAUUUCAAUCAAUGAUGAAACUUUCAAUUGAAGAACUUUGUGAAACAGCUGAAAGUUUAAUUGCUCCAGUCCGACUUGGUGUUGCAAGACCUACUGCUCCAUUUACCUUAUCCAAUUCGAAUCCAGAUCAACAAAGUUAUGAAGAAAUUUUUUUUGUCGAACCUAUGGCACCUAAUAAUUUAAGUGCAAGUGAUCAAAUAGAAGGAUCUAAUGAUCGUGGACAAUCUCAGAAUGAUCAACCACAAAUUGACAUAGAAUUAGAGGAUGAAAUGGCAGAUAAUAAUGAUGGAGAUGGAAGUGACACUGAAGAUGUUAUGGGUAAUGGACUUGACAAUCGUGUUGAUUUGGGACCAAAUAGUAUUCCAGAUACAAAUCAACAGGGUGCAGUUGAUCCAGAAUCUGAUACUGAAGAUAUGCUUGUUGAAACAGAUUCAGAUUCUGAUCAGAGUAAUCAAGAUGGUGGUGGUCAAAGAAGUGUUCAAACUGGUGCUACAGCUGGAUCAGACACUGAUGAUGAAUCAGGAGAAUCUACUCAACAAGAAGAUGGGGAAGAAUCUGAAGCAGGUGAAACAGAUGAGUUGGACACUGAAGAAUUUCUUGUAUCAGAAGAUCAGUUAGAAAGAAGAGCUACUACUUCUGGUCAAGGACAUAGAAAUAAUUUAGCUCCACAAUCCAUGCAAUGGGCUAUUAGAAAUAGAGAUCCAACUACUAGAACAGCAACAGGUUUUAGAGUUGCAUCAGGAAAUUCUUUGGUUUUUAUUGACCCAUCAUCAUUAAGACGUUCAGCUGUUGCAGCAGUCAGUAAUAAUACUAGCAAUUCUGGUAGCGGAAGCAAUAAUGCAGCAGCUGCUGCUGCUGCUGCUGUUGCAUCUGCUGCAGCCGGCUUAAAUGACUCAAUCACUAUAGCUACUACUGCUUCCAGUUUAGCUCGAGCAUUUGCAGUAGUGAUUAGACAAAUAGCUGAUUUAUUAGUUACUUCUAUAAAUGAUCCACCAGCUUUGCCAAUUCCUAUACGCAUUUCAGCUCAAGAUACUUAUAACUUACAAAAUAUUAUUGAAAAAUCAUUGAAACCAACUUGGGAUUGGUUAAUGGCAAUUAUGGAUUCAACAGAAGCUCAACUUAGAUUUGGUGCUUCACUAACUCAAUCAUCAGAUCCUCAACAUCCAAGACAUCCAUUACAUUCUAAUAAUUCUUCUAAUCCUAUAUCCGCUUCAUCUUCAGGUUCUAGCAAUAGUAACUCUGCUGUUGAGCCUCGCCGUGAGUUCAUUUCUUACUGUCUGUCUUUAAUGAGAGCUCAUAGUAAUGAACAUGGAGAUUCAUUACCAGUUUUAGAUGUUUCGUCAUUAAAACAUGUUGCUUAUGUUUUGGAUGCUCUUGUAUAUUAUAUGCGUGCUGAUACAGCAGCUGUAAAUUGUCAAGCAAUAACACCUCCUAUUAUCUCAGAAACUGUUGAAAAUGAAGCAUGGAAUAUAGAUCAGGAUGAAAAUGAUAAUGAAGAAAAUGAUGAAGAAAUCAAUAGUUCAGUUACAAACAUAAAUACAUCAUCUAAUCUUAGAUUUGUUGAUAUGGAUUCAAAUAUUCGAGGUCGACGUCAUGCUUUCUUCCAAAGAUCAGAUUCUACUUUAUGCUUAGGGUGUCCUCCUCCUGAUCCGUUUGAAACACCAAUGACUCAAGCAAUGCCCUUAGCAGACCAGCCUCAAUUGUUGCAGCCAAAUGCUAGAAAAGAAGACAUGUUUGGUUCGCCAAAAAUUAGUGCUCCUUUGGAUGGUUCUAAUGAAGGUUUACCAUCAAGACUAAGUUUAUCAGGUCGUAUUGAUAAUAAUAAUGAACAAACAACUAAAGAACAAGAAAGGAAAAAUCAAGAUACUGAACCUGAAGAUCUCUCUGUCCGGCCAAAAGUUAUUGAACAGUCAAAUGAAGUCCCUUCAUAUUGCAACAGUAGUGAUACACCUGAAAUAUCUCAACACAACUCUGACUCAGAUUCUUCAAAAAGAAAUAGGGAUAUUAUAAUUGUUCCACCUACUAGCUAUGGCAUAGAAACUACAUCUUCUGUACUUAAAAGUGUCAUUGUGCGUGCUCCUGGUAGCAAUUCAUCUACUUCUAAUUCUUCAAAUGUUUUAACAAAAUCUAAUUCAGAUAUUAAUGAAGACAGUCGUAAUUCAAAUUCUGAAAUUUCAAAACAAAUUAACAAAGGAAAUAGACUAGGUGAAAGUGUAUCUCAUGAUUUGUUGCUUGGUCGUUGGCGAUUGACUUUAGAUUUAUUUGGACGUGUAUUUAUGGAAGAUGUAGGCUUAGAACCUGGAUCAGUUGUAUCAGAACUCGGAGGAUUUCCAGUUAAAGAAGCCAAAUUUCGAAGAGAUAUGGAAAAAUUAAGAAAUCAACAAAAUCGAGAUCUCACAUUAUCCAAAUUGGAACGUGAUCGCAAUCAAUUAAUUCUAAUGACAUUUAAAGAGUUAAACAACCAAUACAAUUCUUAUCAUCGAAGAACAUCGAGUUCUCAACCCUGUUUGGCAGUCAAUCGUGUAAAAGUCACAUUUAAAGAUGAGCCUGGAGAAGGUUCAGGUGUCGCUAGGUCUUUCUACACAGCUUUGGCAGAAGCUAUUCUGUCAUGUGAAAAAUUACCAAAUCUCGAGUCUGUUCAAGUUGGUGGACGAUAUUCUCAAUAUACAGUACUUCAACGUCUGAGAAACCGUGAGCGUACAGAAUCUCCUAGAAUUAGACAUGCUCCUUUAUCACCUCGAGUACCAUCAAGACGUACUGAACGAAGUGAUCGAGAUCAACGUAGAACAUUAUCAGUGGAUGCUCGUUCAUUUGUUCCUAAUUCAGGAACAGCUGAUGUAAAUCCUAAUUCUCAUCUUACACCUCACCAGCAACAACUUGGGGAGCGACUGUAUCCUAAGGUUGUUCAAAUUAGACCCAGUUUAGCUAGUAAAAUUACUGGAAUGCUUUUAGAAUUGUCCCCUGCUCAACUUUUAACAUUAUUAGCAUCUGAAGAAGCAUUAAGAAUGCGUGUUAAUGAAGCAAUUGCGCUACUUAUGCAAACUGUUGAGAUACCAUCACUAGUAGAUGUUCCUCAUCCAUUACCACCUGCAGAUAGUUUACUAGAAGAUGUUGAUUUAUUUUUGAGUCUUUCUGAACAACAUGGCUCUAAAACUGCUGCUACUCCAGUAAAAGAGAAUGUUCCAGAAGAAAAUGCUACUGAAGAAACUUUAGAAGAUAACAUGCCAUUAUUUUAUUGUCCUGGAAAACAAGGAUUUUACUCACCUCGUCAAGGAAAAGCAUCAUAUGAACGUCUUAAUGCAUUUAGAAAUACUGGGAGAUUGAUUGGACUAUGUUUACUGCAAAAUGAAUUGUGUCCAAUGUAUUUUAAUCGCCACGUUCUCAAAAUUCUUUUGGGAAGAACAAUUAGAUUCCAUGAUUUAGCAUUUUUUGAUCCUGUUAUGUAUGAAAGCUUGAGGCAGCUUGUGUUAGAUGCUGAAUCUAAAGAUAAAGAAUCUUUGUUUUCUGCUCUAGAUUUAAACUUUAGUAUUGACCUCAGUCAAGAAGAAGGAGGUGGUAGUGUGGAGCUAGUAAAUUGUGGUGUAGACAUUGAAGUAACUCCAAACAACGUCUAUGAUUAUGUUAGAAGAUAUGCUGAAUUUAGGAUGUUCAAAACUCAAGAAAAAGCAUUUCUUGCCCUUAGAUCUGGUGUUUUUGAUGUAAUACCAGAGAGUUCGUUGGAUGGACUAACAGCUGAAGAUUUAAGAUUAUUAUUGAAUGGUGUAGGGGAUAUAAAUGUUCCUCUAUUAAUAUCUUAUACUAGUUUUAAUGAUGAAUCUGGAUUAGCAACUAGUGAUAGACAAAUUAAAUUUAAGCGUUGGUUGUGGUCCAUUGUUGAUAAGAUGACACCUUCAGAACGUCAGGAUUUGGUGUACUUUUGGACAGGAUCUCCUGCUCUACCAGCUUCUGAAGAAGGCUUCCAACCCAUGCCCAGUGUAACUAUGCGACCAGCUGAUGACUCCCAUCUCCCUACAGCAAAUACAUGUAUAUCUAGAUUAUAUAUACCUCUAUAUAGUAGCCGAUCUAUAUUAAGACAUAAAUUAUUAAUUGCCAUAAAGACUAAGCAUUUUGGAUUUGUUUGAAAAAUUUUAGUAUGUAAAAUAUUGCAUUAAGUGAAAAUACUAAAAAUAAAAAAUUAUAUGUUCUUUUUUUUUUUUUUUUUUUGACAAGUUAAAAUAUCACGUUUAUUUGUUUUUAUUUUAAAUUCCUAACAUUUUAAUUUUUGUGGCUGGGCAUUGAAAAAUCUUAUUGUUUUUAUUUCAUACCCAAGUUUUACUUGAAUAAAUGUAUAUGUAUUUAUUAAUA